Molecule: messenger RNA, 8643 nt
Organism: Oncorhynchus keta (chum salmon)
Lineage: Eukaryota; Metazoa; Chordata; Actinopteri; Salmoniformes; Salmonidae
Gene: ptpn21
Product: protein tyrosine phosphatase non-receptor type 21
Exons: 20
Coding region: 651-4340 (1229 amino acids)
Biological process (GO): protein dephosphorylation
Cellular component (GO): cytoskeleton
Molecular function (GO): protein tyrosine phosphatase activity
Source: RefSeq, a predicted model, not a curated record
AUGAGUAUAACAUGAGCAGAAAUAUAGGUUUUCGGUGUACGGGGCUGAAUAACGUACGUCGUAAGCAGGGUGGCAGCUGUCUCAUUCUUGUCAUUUUCCCUGCCUGGCAUUCCAGCUGUCUGAUGUCAUUGCCUCUAAAUCUGCCGUGUAUCACGCCGCUGUUGAAGAGCUAAUCAAACUUUUAUAAAGAAAUACAACCGUUGAAGCUCAUACAGGACCUGAAGAAAAUAUUAUAUUUUAUGAAAAUGUUCAUAGUUUUGUUUGUCUAUGUAAAUCAACAUAAUAGGAAAACGGUUGUGUAAAAAAAGAGGAUAAUAUAGAUCCGCGGAUGUAGAGCUUCAUACAGACUUGUUGCUCUUUCGGCAGGAAGUGAAGCACGUCGUUAGCUGAGUUGGUUUUCUGUAUGCAGCUUCCAAACUAAACCUUUUCGAUAUUUGACAUAACUAUCACCUAUAAUGACUGGCGGCAGCUUUGGAUAUGCACAAUUUACAAAUGGACUAAUUUGCUUUUGGCGGAAAUCAAUAAGGGAUACAUGUAUCCAACUCAUGGAUGGCCUCUUAUCCACUACAUUUUUGAUGGGCAAAGUUUAGAGACAACGGGACAUAUAUUUCUGGAUCAAGGAAAUACUCCUUGCCAAAGGACUUUGAAACAUGCCCUUGCCAUUCGGCUUAAAACUCAAAAGAACUCGAAGGUAUACUGUCUCAAGCAAGAGCUGUCUGGUCACACGCAUUCAGCUGCUCAAUGGUGAAUUUGUUGAGUUUACUCUUUCUGUGGAGAGCACCGGCCAGGAAUGUUUGGAGGCAGUUGCACAGAGACUCGAGUUACGAGAGAUAACGUACUUCAGCCUAUGGUACUUCAACAAGCAGAACCAGCAGCGUUGGAUCGAUCUGGAGAAGCCCCUGAAGAAGCAGCUGGACAAGUAUGGCCUGGAGCCCACCGUCUACUUCGGCGUGGUCUUCUACGUGCCCACCGUAGGCCAACUGCAGCAGGAGAUCACUAGAUAUCAGUAUUAUCUCCAGUUGAAGAAGGAUGUUCUCGAAGGCCGAAUCCCUUGCUCUAUAGAACAGGCCAUCCGCCUGGCUGGCUUGGCAGUGCAAGCUGACUUCGGAGACUUCAAUCGUUACGAUUCGCAGGAGUUUCUUCAGAAGUUUGUGCUCUUUCCUAUCGGCUGGAUCCAGGAUGAGAGAGUACUGGAAGAGGCCACUCAGAAAGUGGCUGUGCUUUACCAGAACUACAGGGGGUUGCCUGCCCCAGAGGCUGAGAUGUUGUACAUGCAGGAGGUGGAGAAGAUGGAGGGCUAUGGCCAGGAGAGUACCCCAGCCAAGGACAGCCAAGGCACUGAUAUCCUCCUUGGGGCCUGUCUGGAUGGCAUUUUUGUCAAGCACAAAAACGGCAGGCCACCCCUUGUAUUCAAGUGGAAUGAAAUUAACAACAUGACUCACAAUAAGUCCUUCUUUGCCCUGGAGCUGACCAACAAAGAGGAGAGCGUGCAGUUCCAGACUGAAGACCUGGAAACCUCCAAAUAUGUGUGCCGGAUGUGUCUGGCCAGGCACAAGUUUUAUAAGAUUAACAAGAGCAGCCUAGAGGAGUCUGACCCCCCUUCGCCUUCUGAGGGCUCCCAGAAGUCCAUUCUCACUCUUUCCUUUCCUCGCUUUCCUUUUCUGCCUUCUAACAAGGGCCAAACCCAGCCAACCGCUGUGAACCCAGUGAGACGCCGGUCCUCCACCAGGAUGUCUCUGCCAAAGCCCCCGCCCUACAUGUUGCCCCCGCCACAGAUGCACUACAAUGGUCACUUCACUGAGCCUUACACAUCCUCACAAGACAACCUGUACAUGAACAGUCAGCACGGCUACUACUACCACUCUCAGACCAGCCUGGACCGCUCACCACUCGAGUACGGCAACAGCGGCGGUGGGAACGGGCGGCUGCGUAACGGCAGCGUGUACAGCGCCCACAGCACCAGCUCCCUCACCAACCCCCAGCACUACAUGCAGCCCUCGCCCAUGUCCUCCAACCCUUCCAUCACAGGAAGUGACAUCACCCGGCCCGACUACGUGCCCUCGCACCGCCACAGCGCACUCAUCCCCCCCUCUUACCGUGCCACCCCGGACUACGAGACGGUCAUGAGGCAGAAGAACCGGGGAGGUGGAGGAGGGAUGGUGCAUGGCCACGAGCACCGCCAGAGCCACUCCAUGAGGAACCUGAACAUUGGGAACUCGUAUGCCUACAGCAGGCCGGACCCCCUGGUCUACAGCCAGCCGGAGAUCAGAGGAGAGCAUGGUGGAGGAGGAGCGCACCACCACUACCCUUUCCACCUCAACUCCAGCUUCCACAGCCCCUCGCCGUACCCCUACCCCACGGAGAGGAGGCCUGUGGUGGGGGCGGUUAGUGUGCCCGAGCUGACAAACGUCCAGCUGCAGCAGGCGCAGGAGUAUCCUGCAGCCAAUAUCAUGAGGACCCAAGUGUACCGCCCUCCACCACCCUACCCAUACGGCGCCCACCCACGGCCCGCCAACAGCACGCCGGACCUGUCUCGCCACCUGUAUGUGAGCAGCAGCAACCCGGACCUGAUCAUUACGCGGCGCGUGCACCACUCGGUCCAGACCUUCCAGGAGGACAGUUUGCCUGUAGCCCACUCCCUGCAGGAGGUAUCCGAGCCCCUGUUCCUGGCUGGACCCCAACAACACCACCCCCACCAACACAACGCACACAAACGCAACUCCAUCGAGAUUGCCGGCCUGGCUUACAGCCUGGAGGGUAUGAGGGUCAAGGAAAGGACUGUAUCUGCCUCAGCUGCAGACACCCCCCAUCUGGUCCCUCAUGGCUCCUCAGGCUCCCAGCUCAACGUGUUCCUGGAGCGGACCAAGUCAGAGGACGGGGGGGAGGGGAAAGAGGAUGUUCGCUACGGCCACAAGAAGUCCCUGUCAGACGCCACCAUGCUGGUGCACAGCAGCGAGGAAGAGGAGUUUGAGGAUGAGAGCGGACGCCACACACCCCAAUCCCACGAUGCACUAUUGUCCGGGCCUGACCCGCAGCAGCUUCUAACCAAUCUGGGACAGAUUCCCCUGGAGCCCCCGCCCGCAUAUCCCAUUGGCUCCUUCCUUGACCCUGUCCUGUCUGGUCUCCCGGCCUAUCAGGUGCACCCACUGAUCCAGGAGGCGGAGUCACUGUACCUGUUUGAGGGCGGACAGACUGGCAGGAUGGUGCCCUCGAUGUCGGAUAGUGACAUCAGUGGGCAGAACAAACCGAAGACCAAGAAGGAUUUCAUCAAGAAGAGGCCUGUGUCAGACGUUCCUGCUGGGAAGAAACCCAUUGAUGGCCUGCCUCCUGCCGGCAUGAAGAAGCGGGCUGAGCUGAAGAAGAUGGGUCCCCUGAAGGUGGCGGCCCUCAACGGCCUGACCCUGUCCAGGCUGCCCAUGCACGAGGGAGGCAAGGACCAACCUGAGAAGGCCUCCAACGACGAGAGGUGUAAGGUGCUGGAGCAGCGCAUGGAGCAGGGCAUGGUGUUCACAGAGUACGAGCAGGUGGCCAAGCGGCGUCCGACAGGCGACUGCAGCAUCGCCCAGCUGCCGGAGAGCGGCGAGAGGAAUCGCUUCCAGGAUGUGCUGCCCUACGACGACACGCGUGUGGAGCUGGUGCCCACCAAGGAGAACAACACAGGCUACAUCAACGCCUCGCACAUCAGGAUUACGGUGGGUGGAGACGAGUGGAGCUACAUCGCCUCCCAGGGCCCUCUUUCGAACACCUGUCUGGACUUCUGGCAAAUGGUGUGGGAGCAGGGUGUGGCCAUCAUCGCCAUGGUUACAGCUGAAGAGGAGGGUGGCAGGGAAAAGAGUUUCCGCUACUGGCCACGGCUGGGCUCUCGCCACAACACGGUGACAUACGGACGCUUUAAGAUCACUACGCGCUUCAGGACGGACUCGGGCUGCUAUGCCACCACGGGCCUGAAGAUCAAACACCUGCUGACGGGCCAUGAGCGCACCGUAUGGCACCUGCAGUACACAGACUGGCCCGACCACGGCUGCCCCGAGGACUUCAAAGGCUUCCUCUCGUACCUGGAGGAGAUCCAGUCAGUGAGGAGACACACCAACAGCACCAGCGACCCAAAGAAUACCAACCUACCCGUGCUGGUCCACUGUAGUGCUGGAGUGGGCCGCACCGGGGUGGUCAUACUCACUGAGAUUAUGAUCGCCUGUCUGGAACACAACGAGAUGCUGGACGUCCCGACCGUCCUGAACAUGCUCCGGCAGCAACGCAUGAUGAUGGUGCAGACCAUCUCACAAUACACCUUCAUUUACAAAGUCCUUAUCCAGUUCCUUCGCAACUCCAGGCUAAUCUAAGCGUAACCCUCAGCAGCCCCCCCCAAAGGUUUGUGUCGGCCACGAGGAAGCAUCUGUGGCUCUUAGCUCCAAAAUGAUGGUGCUGGUGGAUGGUCCUUUUUCGAAGUGUUAAUGGAGGCGUGACUGCGAUAAAACCUGACAAUGAAAGGAUCGCAUGACUUUGUGCGUGUCCCCCUCUUGAACAGUAUUAAUGAGAUUUGACUGUAGGAUUUUUACACUACACAAUUACUGACAUGAAACCCAGCACUUGAAACCCAGACAUGAAACCCAGCACUCUGAUUAUUGUAUAUCAAUAUCAUUAAUUACAGAUAUUUGUUUAUCACAGAUUUUUAGUUUUGACGAUUUGUGUGCUGUGCUGGAUGAUGGUCUUUAUAAAGGACUUGACUAAUGUUUUGAUUGAGAAUUCCUGAAGGAAGUUAAAAUCACACUUUGAUUAUGUUGGACUACUGUUUGUUGACCGUGGAAGAUGAGAAUGGCCACUUUUUUAAAUGAAGGGCAUCUUUGGUGAACUGCACUUGUAUCUAAGGAGUGUAGAUGUGUUUCCAUGUCUCUACUGUGGUGGUUUAGGAUUUCUCCUUUGCUCUUAUUUGGCUUAGCAAUAGGCCUGACACUAAGACCAUGUAUUGAUUUAUAAGUGGGGUUAAUUUUAUGUUCCCCCGAUGGUACCACAAACCUCACUUUGGGGAAAACUGGGUAUUUGUAACCAAAGAGCUAAAGUCAUUCAAUAGCUACACACAUCAUGUUGAGUUAUUCAGGUGUCUACCAAAGAAUCUUUACUGUUAAACACAAACACACAUUGAGGUAUUUGAACAUAACUGGAAUUGAUGGUAUUACAUUAGCACCCCCAUUCUGUCUCUCCCAUAUAGCACUAUAGCAGAUGUGGCUCACACAUAAUGUGCAAUCCGCAGUUGAUAUAAUAACUAAGUGUUUUCCCCGCCACUGUUUUGGUAAAAAGAUGAGGAAUGGGACUGGAGAAAUGUAACCACUCUCAAAUUCAUAGACCGAGCCAUGUGUGCAAGGACUGACCAUCCAUGAUAUCAAAAUUAUAGUUUGAACCAUGUUUUGAGGCUAUACCGUGUUUGUUUACAUUGGCUUUUACAUUUACUUUGUUUACAAACAUUGGAGUAAAACCAGCUUAUAUUUUAAGGUCUGAUGGGAUAACGGCAGUUGAACUAAGCUCAUGAUGCAUUUAUACGUUUUAUAUUCUUCAAGAAUCAAUGGGCACAUUAAUUUGUAAGUAAAAAAAAAAAAAUAACGGAUGUAGUAACUGCAGAUGAACCCUUCAGUACAUUCCAUUCUAACUGAUGUGUGCCUAAAUGGUUGGUGGACUCUGGGAUAAGACUGUUUCAAUUGAAAAAGGAUAUGCAGUCGCAAAGUAUUCAGACCCCUUGACUUUUUCCACAUUUUGUUACGUUACAGUCUUAUUCUAAAAUUGAUUAAAUAGAUUUUCCCCCCUCAAUCUACAUACAAUACUCCAUAAUGACAAAGCAAAAACAGGUUUAGACAUUUUAUUUAAAAAAAAUGUAAUCACAUUUACAUAGUAAGAAAAUAUUAAGAUGGGCAAAAGAACACAGACACUGGACAGAGGAACUGCAUAGAAGGCCAGCAUCCCGGAGUCGCCUCUUCACUGUUGACGUUGACACGGGUGUUUUUCAGGUACUAUUUAAUGAUGCUGCCAGUUGAGGACUUGUGAGGUGUCUGUUUCUCAAACUAGACACUCUAAUGUACUUGUCCUCUUGCUCAGUUGUGCACCGGGGCCUCCCACUCUUUCUAUUUUGGUUAGAGCCAGUUUGAUCUGUUCUGUGAAGGGAGUAGUACACAGCGUUGUGAGAGUGCUUCAGUUUCUUGGCAAUUUGUCACAUGGAAUAGCCUUCAUUUCUCAGAAAAAGAAUAGACUGACGAGUUUCAGAAGAAAGUUAUUUGUUUUCAGGCCAUUUUGAGCCUGUAAUUGAACCCACAAACGCUGAUGCUCCAGAUACACAACUAGUCUAAAGAAGUUUUUUUUUUAUUGCUUCUUUAAUCAGGAAAACAGUUGUGUUAACAUAAUUGCAAAAGGGUUUUCUAAUGAUCAAUUAGCCUUUUAAAAUAAUAAACUUGGCUUAGCUAACACAACAUGCCAUUGGAACACAGGAGUGAUGGUUGCUGAUAAUGGGCCUAUGUAGAUACUCCAUUUAAAAUAAUUUCCAGCUACAGUAGUAACAAUGACUACACUGUAUUUCUGAUCAAUUUGAUGUUAUUUUAAUGGACAAAAAAUAUAUAUUUUCUUUCAAAAACAAGGACAUUUCUAAGUGACCCCAAGCUUUUGAACAGUAGUGUAACUAUUUAGUCAGACCCUUUACUCAGUACUUUGUUGAAGCAGCUUUGGCAGCGAUUACAUCCUCGAGUCUUCUUGGAUGUGAAGCUACAAGGUUGGCAGAGUGACCAUCGGGUUCUUGGUCACCUCCCUACGGACAAUUCCUUUGACCAUGGCUUGGUUUUUGCUCUGACAUGCACUGUCAACUGUGGGACCUUAUAUAGACAGGUGUGUGCCUUUCCAAAUCAUGGCCAAUUAAUUGAAUUUACUACAGGUGGACUCAAAUAAAGUUGUAGAAACAUCUCAAGGAUGAACAAUGGAAACAGAAUGCAUCUGAGCUUAAUUUUGAGUCUCAUAGCAAAGGGUCUGAAUACUUAUGUAAAUGACAUAUCUGUUAAAAAAAACACUUUGUUAUUGUGUAUAGAUUGAGAGAAAUGAUUUAAUCCAUUUUAGAAUAAGGCUGCAACAAAGGGGGGUCUGAAUACUUUCUGAAUGCACUGUAGGUCAGAAAGCAGUUUGUAAGGAGGUAGGUAAUUGAGACAUGGCCAUUGAUUGAUUACUUCAGUCAGAUUCAUGUGUACAAGAUGGGAAAAGGAUUGAGAAAUGAGGAGGAGAGGUUUGGUUUGUGGUGGAUGAUUGACAUAUUUCGCCGUUCAGAGACUGAACGCUGCUGAUCCAUACUAAUUUAAACUGAGUGCCAUAACUAUUGUUGAGGAAAUACCCCUUUACAGCGAGCUUUCUUUAUAUCUGGAAAAUAAGUGCCUGCAUAUAUAUAUAUUUUUAAGUGUAGAAAUCUGCAUUGAAAGGGCUUUAUGUAUUGCACAUAUGAAGGAAACAGCACUGAUGGAAUUUGUGUUGUGAAUGACAAUCUUUAAAUUGCUGUGGUUUUUUUUCUUGCAUUGUUCGUAUCAGUUUCUUUUGACAUCAUAGUACCAUGAAGUAAUCUGUUCUACUCAUCUUAUGGAGAAACACGUGAUGUGUUCAAUGGCCCUCUUCACGGAGGCAACAUCCCAAUAGUAACAAAUAGCUUCCUUUCCUUGUCUCCUUUGAGUGCUAAAAUUGAAAGAACUUGAUUGGGUUAGAUCUUUUUAAUGUCACCUAUGUUCAUGGUCAAAAAGAGGCAAGGAAAAGCAAGUAUUUCAUGAGAAUUCAGACCUACACAUUCAUUGGAAAGCACAAAUCAUAUUUUGUCAUCCUGUUCCCUAGCAGUGCUUGGUAUGUUGAACUAAGUACCAUGGUCAUUAGUGUAAGGAGGUACGUGUCAGGGCUGUAUUACAGAUGUGUUUAGUGGACUAUGAUUGGUUCAGAGUAUCACUGGCAGCAGUUAUCCUGGGUACAGUGCUUGUUUUCACCCCAGUGAGACAUUUGGCCCACCUCUGCUACAGAGAGAGACACAUCCUGUUGUUAAAACAGGCCUAACCACAGUGACAACCAAUACAUGUUGGACCAGAGUUAAGAUCCUAUAUAUCAGGUCAAAUUGGUUCCCAAAUGGCACCCUAUUCCCUACUGUUCCCCACACUACCAUUGUCACUACCAUUGACAGGGGCGCAUAGAGGCUAUUUUCAAAAGUAGUGCACUAGAGAGUAGGGUGCCAUUUUUGGACUGUGAUCUUUUUGCUAGCCUAUAGCCACAUUACCUGUAAAGUAACUGUAAAGGGAUCUUUUUUUUAAAUGAAUUGCUGUCAGAAUUUCAGAAAGUAUUUUGACUGACAUGUAUAUCCUUAUGAGGACCAUCUGGUCAAAGCAGUCUAUCAGGAAUGAUGAUUCCAAAAGCAGAUUUUUGUCAAAGGAGUAAUAUUCUCUUCCAGAAAGGUGGGUUUUGAAUAAGAAUUUAAGUUGUUUAGGUGUGAAACUGUUUUAAACUUUUACCAUAUUUAUUAGAUUGAACUGGAAGAAACUCAUAACCCGUAAGUAAACUGAGUGGACAUUGGUUGGCUUAGAACAGAACUGGAUUUUAAAGGCCCUUGUACAUGCUGCUUUUUUUACAAUUUUUUUAAAAAGAUCAUGCUGA